UCAUCUUGACCUAGUCGAUCUCACUGUGAUUGAUAAUUGAUAUUCGACCAUCGCCGUGGUCGGACUUUCCUUCGAUCCACGCCUUCUGGCGCUCGGGAUGUUUCGGUUAAGCUCAGAAAACAGGAUCAGAGGGGGGGAAAGAUGGGGUUGCGAUCCAUCACUUGCGGGUUGCGCCUUUGCUUGAAUGUUUUCUUUUUCCAUCUCCGUAUCUUAUUCCCCUCUGCCCACCUUCUCCGCUCUCUUUUCCCCCUUUGUCUGGGAAAGGCUUGCCCACCAUCUUCCUUUUGUGGAUGGAGGUGCCUUAGGGUUCUUGGAUGUCUCUCGGCCAUGUCAGGCAGGAUACCGGCAGGAUUCGUCCGAGGGAUCGAGGCGGCACGAUCAUCGAGGGAAAGGUGGCAUCGCACACACUUGUAUCACAGUGUCCGUUGCUCAGUCCAAGGGUAUUCACAUAUUGCUUCCCCCGCGAGCCCUGGAAAAGCAGAAGAUGCUCGGCAGUGGUCUUCUCUCCGUUUGGUAGAUGAGUACGAAGGUUAUAUACCUACCUGGCCUGUGAGCGAGGCUUUCGAGAUGUUUGUCUCAAGCCACGGUGACAUAGCCCACCCGUUAACUCGCUUCUACACACACGCACUCGUCCACGCACACCAUACAUACUUGCUUAGCCUCCGAGCCAGGCUCAUGCAUGCUGCACGUCCGGAACCAAUCCGGGUCUAGCAGGCCACGUCUAUCUGGAUGGACAGGUCGCUGUCCGGGAAUGGUGACCAAGCUAUAAUGCUCCUCACAUAGUGAUCAACUAU
Molecule: messenger RNA, 794 nt
Organism: Aspergillus neoniger CBS 115656
Lineage: Eukaryota; Fungi; Ascomycota; Eurotiomycetes; Eurotiales; Aspergillaceae
Exons: 1
Coding region: 142-711 (189 amino acids)
Source: RefSeq, a predicted model, not a curated record